AGAGAUGAGAUGUGUUGUUGUCAUGGUGACCCACACCGCCGUCCUGCAAGGUAGAGCCUCUGUUACCUGCUUGCAAAACAAGAUGACGGUGGCCUUGGAGAAAGCCUCCAUGCCAGACAUCAGUGAGGAGUUUCUGUCACUCAGAGACCCGUCGUGCACGCUCACCACCAACGACACCCACAUCCUGGGAACCAUGUCCUUCAGCACCUGUGGCACAAAGCUGGAGGACAAAGGAGACUACAUCGUCUUUAAGAACGAGAUCCACUCCAUCGUGCGGUCCAACGAGAUCAUCAUCCGGAGGAACAAUGUCAAAAUCGACUUCUACUGCGAGUUUCCCAAAACCAUCAGCGUCUCCAACUUCUACAACCUCCACCAGGCCGACUACAUCUUCACCGAGUCCAGCUUUGGCAGCUUCGGCUACAGCUUCGAGAUAUUCCAGAACGGCAACUUCACCAGCAGGGUGCCGCCCGACGCCUACCCGGUGCAGGUCAAGAUGAUGGGGAUGAUUUACAUGGGCAUCCAGGCCGUGUCGGAGCUGCCAAACGUCACCUUGUUUGUCGAGUCGUGCAAAGGAACUCCGGACAACAACCCUGACAACCCCAUGUACUACGACCUCAUCAAGAACGGGUGUGUCAAAGACGAGACGGUUAAGAUCCACCCAUCAAACCAGACGAACUUCAACUUUCAGAUGCAAAUCUUUAAAUUCAACGGAAAUUAUGACCAGGUUUACAUCAUCUGCAACGUCAUCCUGUGCGAGCCUGGGAAUCCCUUUUCCCGAUGUGCGCAGGGAUGUCUGAGCGAGCCGUCUCGCCGUCGCAGACGAGGGCUGAGCAUGGAGACCACCGGGCACUACAUUACCCAGGGUCCUCUGCAAGUGCUUGGGCCGGCUGAUUCCAGUUCUCCAGUGGAGCACAAGAAGAUAAAUGCAGCUCCGAAAGGCGACACGGCUCCUGAAGGGAAUUUUCCCGGAGUUGUUCCAGAACCCAGAUCGGACGGAGCAACCUGGAGGUUCAGGGAGGUGUUUGCCUCCAACAUCACCACGGUGGUGUUCGGCAGCGGCUUCGUCCUGUCGCUGGUUCUGCUGGCCGUGGUGGUCCGCUACUUCAGCAGGAGGAGGAGAGCCGAAGACCAGAGCUUGCUCAUUGAAGACGAGUUUGAGAAAUAAACGGCUCCCUGCAUGAGAGCCUCUGGGAAACAGAUGAAUUAAAGGAGACAAACUGAACCAUCUUUUUUACCCAAACCACAGGUCUGAGAUCAGGUUUGAUCAGAAUCAGGUCCAGGCUUUUAAACCUGGUUUUACAGAAAACGGUGAAAAGUUUCAAUCCAAACCACUUUUUAGUGUAAGAACCAACUAAGAUAUUUUGUUUCUAAGUACAGAAAUACGGCCCAAUAAGCUGUCAGUAACUGGGUUAUUAUAUAUAUAUAUAAAAAAAAACAGUUGAUGCAACAAUCAGAAGUUUAUUACAGUUUUUUCACUCAGCAUUUAACAUUUUAUUCCUCACCAGGAAAGAAGGGUUUAAUUUUGCUUUAUGUGUUUCUAGACCAGCCCAGAGUUAGUUUGUAACAAAUAAAACCUGUUUUCUGAUCAGAUCCAGUUUUUUUAGCCAAACAAUCACUAACCUAAAUGGCCGAUUAGCUCCAACUCAGACUAAACUCCAGAUUGAAGCUGAUCACUGAGAUCUUUGAAGCCGGACGCCUCAGAACAAAAACAAAAGAUUGUUUUUUUGAGUUCAGACCUUCAACUAUCAGGUUUCAGUAAUGUGUCUCCUAUAAUUCAUGUUUCCUUUUUUCAUGCAGACAGCCUUAAGAUAUUUUAUCUAAAUCUGAUAUAAUAAUUUGGGAGUUUUUAUCAGUUAAAUCAAAACUUAUUUUGCUUUGCAAACAAUAUUUUAGAGGGACUUCUGAGCUAAGGUUGCUUUCAGUGCUUCAGAUUUGCAGAUCACAGUUUUCUUGCCAGCAGAAAUGAUCCAACAGGUGGACAGAUGCGAAUGAAUCAGCUGCUUUCAGAUGCUGAGCGUGAGAAAAACCAGCUGAUCGGAUCUCUGACCCGGUUCCACUUCAUCUGCAGCAAUGCUGCAGCUGAAACUCGAUCAGCUGGAUGCCUUCAUGCUACUGUCCUCAUCAACACCUCCAAAUGUUUUCAUGGCCUGAUUAGGUUGUCAGGUUAUGGAAACUAAAUGCAGCAUUUUAAGGGAGUUCAUGUUAUCAAGAUUUAAAUUUUUCCUACAGUAUGUAUACAUUGGUUAUGUAAUAAAAAGCUUAUGGGA
This is a messenger RNA of Poecilia reticulata (guppy), 2267 nucleotides long. NCBI's taxonomy places the organism in Eukaryota, Metazoa, Chordata, Actinopteri, Cyprinodontiformes, Poeciliidae. The record is from RefSeq and is a predicted model, not a curated record.